AUGUACGCGAGUGUCUUCUUUUUCGUAACAGUGUGCGGUGUGUGCUCUGCCCAUGGGUCAUCUGACAGAUCCUUCUCAAUAGACUACAAAAACAGUUGUUUCCUGAAAGAUGGUCAUCCCUUUCAAUACAUCUCAGGCAGCAUCCACUACUCCCGAAUCCCACGCUUUUACUGGAAGGAUCGGUUGUUAAAGAUGUACAUGACAGGGCUCAACACCAUCCAAAUAUAUGUUCCUUGGAACUUCCACGAGACAGUGGAGGGGGUCCACAACUUCACAGGGGACCGAGAUUUGGAGCAUUUCUUGGAUUUGGCCAAUCAGACAGGCCUUUUGGUUAUCUUGCGCCCAGGCCCGUACAUCUGUGCCGAAUGGGAGAUGGGUGGACUGCCGGCUUGGUUGCUCCAAAAAAACAUUAUACUACGCUCAUCUGACACAGAUUAUUUACUGGCAGUCACUAACUGGUUCGCUGUUCUCCUUCCUAAAAUGAAGCGCUGGUUAUAUGUUAAUGGAGGAAACAUCAUUAGCGUCCAGGUUGAAAACGAGUAUGGAAGCUACUUUGCUUGUGACUACAACUACAUGCGUCACCUGCGAGCUCUGCUGCAAGGUCAUCUGGGCAAAGACACUGUUCUGUUCACCACUGAUGGCAACACGGACAAGGAAAUGACAUGCGGGACCCUGGACGGAUUAUAUGCCACUGUGGAUUUUGGCACAGGUGACAACAUAACUGAAGCCUUUAAUAGGCAAAGGAAGUUUGAACCGCAAGGUCCUUUGGUCAAUUCGGAGUAUUACACUGGCUGGUUGGACCACUGGGGAGAUGAGCAUGCCAUGGUUGAUACAAAGAGGGUCAGCAGAGGGUUAGCAGAGAUGCUAAGCAUGGGGGCUAACGUUAACAUGUACAUGUUUGAAGGUGGGACAAACUUUGGCUACUGGAAUGGUGCCGACCACGACAACAGGUUCCGUCCUGUGGUUACUAGUUAUGACUAUGACGCUCCACUAUCAGAAGCGGGUGAUCCCACAGAAAAGUUAAUAGCAAUCAGAGAAGUCAUUAAAAUGUUUAAAGCCAUUCCUUUCGGACCCAUGCCACCUGCUACUCCCAAAUUUGCCUAUGGGUUAGCAAUGUUAAAAAAGGUUGGCAACAUCAGCAGUCUAUUGGACAUCCUGUCUGUCGGACCUGUUCAGUCCAAGUACCCUUUGACUUUUGAGAAGCUCAAUCAGUUCUAUGGAUACAUGCUGUAUCAGACCACAUUGCCCCAUGACCUUGCAGAACCCACGCCACUCAUCUCUCCCUUGAAUGGAGUUCAUGACCGCGCAUAUGUGUCCGUCAAUGGGGUUUUCCAGGGUGUCUUGGAGAGAGACACAGUACUAGCGAUAAAUGUGACUGGACGGCAGGGAGACAUUGUGGACAUUCUUGUGGAGAAUAUGGGCAGAGUUAACUUUGGGAGCCAUAUCAAUGACUACAAGGGUCUUGUUGGCAACUUAAUCCUGGGCCAAGAUGUUCUAACCAAUUGGAAAAUGUACCCUUUGGAUAUUGAUGGCGUAGUUACUGCUGGGUGGCCUCACAUUUUUAACCUCCACGACAGAACAAAUGAACCAUCAAUUGGACCGGCUUUGUACAUGGGAACAUUGCAGCCCAGUGGUGUGGCGUGGGACACAUUUCUCAAGUUAAAUGACUGGACAAAGGGUCAAGUGUGGAUCAAUGGUGUUAAUCUGGGGCGAUACUGGCCAGCCAGAGGCCCGCAGCAGACCCUUUAUGUUCCCGGACCGCUACUCAGCACCACCCUGCCCAACAAUAUUACAGUGCUAGAACUGGAAGGUGCGCCAGCACAUUUAAGGGUGCUCUUCAUGGACCGGCCUCUCCUCAAAGCAGCCAUCCACAAUUUGUGA
Molecule: messenger RNA, 1881 nt
Organism: Nerophis lumbriciformis (worm pipefish)
Lineage: Eukaryota; Metazoa; Chordata; Actinopteri; Syngnathiformes; Syngnathidae
Source: RefSeq, a predicted model, not a curated record